This is a messenger RNA of Sugiyamaella lignohabitans, 573 nucleotides long. RefSeq lists its product as uncharacterized. Gene Ontology annotation, molecular function: palmitoyl-(protein) hydrolase activity. The coding region runs from base 1 to 573 and encodes 190 amino acids. The transcript has a single exon. Gene Ontology annotation, cellular component: membrane. Lineage: Eukaryota; Fungi; Ascomycota; Dipodascomycetes; Dipodascales; Trichomonascaceae. The record is from RefSeq and is a predicted model, not a curated record.
AUGCUAACAUCUCUGUCUAGAGUGACUGUUUCGUACCGUGGUUACGGAAAAUCGACGGGUCAACCAUCGGAAGAAGGUAUUAAACUCGAUUGUGAAGCUGUGUUGGAUUAUUUAUUUGAACAUCCAGAACUAAGAGAUACCUCUAUCAUUCUGUACGGACGGAGUUUAGGUGGUGCAGUGUCGUUUUACAUGGCUUCAUUGCCCAAAGCCUCGGAACUCAUUAAGGGAAUUGUGGUCGAGAAUACUUUCCUGUCUAUUAUGAAACUUAUCCCUAUAUUGUUCCCUUAUUUAUCACCUCUUUCGUUUCUGUGUACUGAGCGCUGGUAUACAGAGAAGAUCAUACCCACACUACCCACUACUAUCCCUGUGCUGUUUCUUAGUGGCGGAAAUGAUGAGCUAGUACCACCAAAUCAUAUUCGCGAACUUUAUGAAAUGUCAAAAGCAGACGUCAAGGAAUUCAAAUUGUACCCGAAAGGUACGCAUAACGACACUUGUGUACAGGACGGCUACUGGACUGAUGUUUAUCAGUUUAUUCAUAAUAAAGUCGAACCUGUUGAAGCUUCGUCCAAAUAG